AGGCGUGUCUGUGGAGGCCUAGGGUGUCGCCGUGGAGGCUCCCAUUCGAAGGCGACGGCGGUCGUCUAUGGUAUAUUUCAGUAGUAAUCUCUCCAGAAAAAAAAGGGCGAAAUAACUCCAAGCAGGCAGGGAAUUUACUCUGUGUUUCAAUGGCGAAGAAGACGUACGACUUGCUGUUCAAGCUGCUUCUGAUCGGGGACUCGGGCGUGGGGAAGACCUGUGUUCUGUUCCGCUUCUCUGACGACGCCUUCAACACCACCUUCAUCUCCACCAUAGGAAUAGACUUCAAGAUCAAAACUGUUGAACUACAAGGAAAGAAGAUUAAACUACAGAUCUGGGACACAGCGGGCCAGGAACGGUUCCACACCAUCACCACCUCCUACUACAGAGGAGCCAUGGGCAUCAUGCUGGUCUACGACAUCACCAACGCCAAGAGCUUCGAAAACAUCAGCAAAUGGCUGCGCAACAUCGACGAGCAUGCAAAUGAGGACGUUGAGAGGAUGCUGCUAGGCAACAAGUGUGACAUGGAGGACAAGAGGGUCGUACCAAAAGCCAAGGGGGAGCAGAUCGCGAGGGAGCAUGGCAUUAGGUUUUUUGAGACGAGUGCUAAGGCCAACAUCAACAUCGAGAAGGCUUUCCUCACGUUAGCAGAAGACAUCCUCAGAAAGACGCCUGUAAAAGAGCCCAACAGUGAAAACGUCGACAUCAGCAGCGGAGGUGGAGUCACAGGCUGGAAGAGCAAGUGCUGCAGUUGAACAACUCCUCAGUUUCACUCUCACACACACACACACACACACUAACGCGCACACACAUCAACACACACUGACGCACACACUAUUCUGUUUCUCUCUCUCUCUAACUGCUAACUCUAACUCUCUCGCUCUCUAACCUGUCUCAUGAGUUUUCUUGCACACUGACACUCUCUGUCUGUCUCUUUAUCAGAAUAAAACAAUAAACCACUUCACUCUCUAAUCCCCCCCCCUCCUCUCCCACCCUCCCUCCGUCACCAUCUUCUUCCACUUUCCUUCUGAUGAUCAUUUUUAUUUCUGAUAAAAAGAGAAAUCCAGUCACGUUUCUUGUCAUUUGUUUUAAAAGUUGUAAAAAAAAAACCUAAAAAAAAAGAUAAAGAAAAAUUGUGUGAAAAGACAAGCUCAUAUUUUUAAUAUUUCCUUUGCCUGAGCUCACCUGGUUGGACACCCUCACCCUUAACCCCACCCUCACCCCCCCCCCACCCCCACCCACAGCACUCACUUUCGGUCAGAGGAAAUCUAAAUAAGUGAAAAUGAAACAAAAAAAGACAAAUGUAGGAUUAACAUUUUGUACACUUAGUGGGUUUCUGUUGUCUAACCGUAUUUGGUCAUUUACAAUUUGUUACCAAGUGACAGAGGCGUGGCUAGCUCCUUUUGUAUGUGGGGGUUUAUUUUGUCCUGUGCCUUAUAUGGAAGACAGGGGCGGGGCUAGUGUGAUGGGCGGAGCCACAUCCACCCAAUGAAAUUACAGUUUAAUAAUGUGUCGGCUCCGUCGCGAGGACGCGGCAUCUGAAGCGGGAACGUUUGAGUUUCUCCUCCAGCCAAGAGAACGGCAUUAUACAGUAUGUCCUGUUUAUUGAUGUUUUAUUUUUAUCUGUAUGAUUUAUUUUACUUUUUUUUUUCCUAUUUGGAUUUCAUUUUUUUUUCCUGCAUGCAGAUUUCUUUGGGUUGGAAGCGUUUCUGUAACGUUGUGUAACGUUUGCCACUGGGUAACUGUGGGCGGGAGGUACAGAAGUUCUCUUUGGAAAUUCAAACAGUUUUGCAGAUCCAUUAAAAAUAAGCUUGUUUAAGUUAA
This is a messenger RNA of Eleginops maclovinus (Patagonian blennie), 1824 nucleotides long. RefSeq names its product RAB10, member RAS oncogene family (gene rab10). The record is from RefSeq and is a predicted model, not a curated record. NCBI's taxonomy places the organism in Eukaryota, Metazoa, Chordata, Actinopteri, Perciformes, Eleginopidae. Gene Ontology annotation, cellular component: recycling endosome; insulin-responsive compartment; Golgi apparatus. Bases 150 to 755 code for a protein of 201 amino acids. The transcript has 7 exons. Gene Ontology annotation, molecular function: GTPase activity; GTP binding. Gene Ontology annotation, biological process: cellular response to insulin stimulus.